This is a messenger RNA of Glycine soja, 543 nucleotides long. RefSeq names its product protein MAIN-LIKE 1-like. The transcript has 2 exons. Bases 1 to 543 code for a protein of 180 amino acids. The record is from RefSeq and is a predicted model, not a curated record. NCBI's taxonomy places the organism in Eukaryota, Viridiplantae, Streptophyta, Magnoliopsida, Fabales, Fabaceae.
AUGGUAGAUGCUGACGCACAGGACACUGGUCCAGAGACUAGCGCACAGGAUAUUGGUGCACAGGAUGCUGCAGAUGAGCCUGAGGGAUUUCCUGGUAGACCUAGGGACCCAUCAGUGCUUACAGAGUAUGCUGACCAUGUUGCGGCCAACGCAUGGUCUGAACAAUUGAAGUUAUCCUUCCAUGGGAGGAAGAUGCAUAACUUGGGCAGGCCUAUUCCUGCAAUUGAUGACAUGGUUGCUGGGACAGGAUUAAGUCCUUUGAUCGCGUGUUCGAUAGACACCAGCGAUCGGGGACUUAUAUCCUCCUUUGUCGAGAGGUGGCAUCGGGAGACUUCUAGUUUCCAUCUUCCUGUGGGGGAGGUUUCGAUCACGCUGGACGACGUCGUGUCUCUUCUCUAUUUGCCUAUCGUUGGCGCAUUCCAUGACUUCCAGCCUUUGCGUACCGACGAGGUGGUGGUGCUGUUGGUUGAUUUACUGAUGGUCUCAGCAGAGGUGACCAUGGCCGAGAUAGGCGAAUGUGGUGGACCAUAUUUACGCCUGUAG